This is a messenger RNA of Aspergillus heteromorphus CBS 117.55, 2420 nucleotides long. RefSeq names its product UV-endonuclease UVE-1. The record is from RefSeq and is a predicted model, not a curated record. Lineage: Eukaryota; Fungi; Ascomycota; Eurotiomycetes; Eurotiales; Aspergillaceae. Gene Ontology annotation, cellular component: mitochondrion; nucleus. The coding region runs from base 350 to 2104 and encodes 584 amino acids. Gene Ontology annotation, biological process: response to UV; mitochondrial DNA repair; nucleotide-excision repair. The transcript is spliced from 2 exons. Gene Ontology annotation, molecular function: endonuclease activity.
CUCUCUACCCGCCUCCCUCCCGGUUUGCUGGAUGUCUCUGCGGCCCAUUGCGUCCACGCAGACGGUCCAGCGCGCCCUUCUCCCCGCCCAGCAUGUCCCUCGUUUCCAUGGCCGCCAGAAAUCUGGCUCCUUCCGUCCCGUUCGCCACUGCUCGUUCAUGCGGAUAACUUCUCAACUCGCUGUGGCAAUCUUUCCCUCUCCCUCCUUGCCAACGCAUCGCCACCGCGCUCCAACUUUGAUCUCUACCAGAUUAUCCCGCCUACAUUCCUGGUCAUCCCGACCAGUGACACCCGUUCGGUCCUUCCAGCUGUCCGCAACACGCAGUGUCUCGAACGCUACCCCGGCCGUGAUGCCAGCCAUUGAGGUCAUUUCCGGCGCCCAAGAUGCCGAUGUGAAAGAGGCCCCGCCGGCCAGGGAAUCACACAAGGAUGCAAUGGAUCCAGAGUCGGACGAGGACGUUCCAGUCGGAGCGGAGGAGCUUCAGGACGCCCUGUCGCGCCCCCCGCCCGUCUACAGCAGCUACCUGCCCCUCCCUUGGAAAGGGCGAUUAGGCUAUGCCUGCUUGAACACCUAUCUGCGGUACGCGAACCCGCCCGUGUUCUGCUCCCGGACCUGCCGCAUCGCCUCCAUCCUCGAGAAUCGACACCCCCUCUCCGAUCCGUCGCAGCCGCCCCAUCCGACCAAGAACCGUCCAGACCGGACCAAGCCCCCCCAGAUCGCCCUCGGAAAGGCGUACGUCGAGAACUUGGGCCUCACCAAUGCCAAGGAUCUCCUGAAAAUACUGCGGUGGAAUGACCGGUAUGGGAUCAAGUUCAUGCGUCUGAGUAGUGAAAUGUUCCCCUUCGCGAGCCACAAAGUUUACGGCUACCAGCUGGCCCCUUUUGCGGCGGACGUGCUGGCAGAUGCGGGUCGCCUUGUUGCGGAGCUGGGCCAUCGGGUGACUGUCCAUCCUGGUCAAUUCACCCAGCUCGGUUCGCCCCGAGAAGAAGUGGCGGAGAACUCCAUCCGAGAUCUCGAGUACCACUCCGAGAUGCUCCAGCUCCUCCGGCUACCUCCGCAGCAGGAUCGGGAUGCGGUCAUGAUCCUGCACAUGGGAGGUGUCUUUGGAGACAAACAGGCUACGCUCGAUCGCUUUCGAGAAAACUACAAGGACCUCUCACAGGACAUCAAGAACCGGCUCGUCCUUGAGAAUGAUGACGUCAGCUGGUCGGUCCACGAUCUCCUGCCCAUCUGCGAGGAGCUGAACAUCCCACUGGUGCUGGACUUCCAUCAUCACAAUAUCAUCUUCGAUGACAGUCAGGUUCGUGAGGGCACGCUGGACAUCAUGAACUUCUUCGAUCGCAUCAAGGCGACUUGGACUCGCAAGAACAUCACGCAGAAGAUGCACUACUCCGAGCCGACUCCGGCCGCCAUCACCAAUCGCCAGCGUCGGAAGCACAGCCCUCGAGUGGCCACCCUGCCCCCGUGCGAUCCGACCAUGGACUUGAUGAUUGAAGCCAAGGACAAGGAGCAGGCCGUCUUCGAAUUGAUGCGGACAUUCAAGCUUCCCGGUCAUGAGUUGGUGAACGCCAUGAUCCCUCAUAUGCGCAACGACGAGAAUCAACCUUUCAAACCACCCAGGAAGACCAAGAAGGAUGGCGCGUUUGUGAACCUUGAGGGCCAGGUCCCGCCGGUGCGGACAGUCACGGAAGAAGAGAUUGGGAUGGGUGGUCCCGACGGUCGGGUCUAUUGGCCUCCCACCAUGGAGGAAUGGCUUCGACCUAAGAAGAUUGUUCGCACCAAAGCUGCUCCAAGCCCCCGCCGCACUCCCGCGAAGGUGGCGAGCGAGAAGGCGGCCCCAUUGACGGACGGGCCAGACGGCAACGCACCGGCCACGCCGGUCUCCAAGGCUCGACGGGUGCAGAAAGCCUCGAGCGUGAAAAAGUCGGUUUCGAGGAAGCGGAAGGCUUCUCCGGACCUUUCCUUCCCGUCUACCACGGAUGAAGAUGUUCCCGACCAUGCCCCUGAUGCCCCCGAGACCCCAGUGAAGCAGUCCGAGGGCCGUACUCGUCGCAGUCAACGAGCGAAGAAAGUGAACUAUACCGAAGACCAGGAUUCUGCGUGAACGCCGAUUGGGUUCAUGCCCUUCACGGCUACUUCUCUGAUCCUCAAGUCGAAACGGGACUGGUUCUCGGUGAAAUCCAUGCAGCGCCAGGCCCUCCGGCGUCUACCGUCGGUGGUUCCUGCAUGGAUCGAUGUUCCCUGCGUGAUGCUUGGAGAAGCGUCAAGCAUUUUUCUAACAAUGCCCGAUCAUUCGACCUUCUUUUGUGGCAACUAUUUAGAGCUUCGUAUCUGAUAUACCAUAGACACCGCAGGCUCACCAACCAAGGGUAGAGUGAGCCAUGCCCCGUAUAUAAAUGUAUAUGGGAGAUAAUAAGGCC